GAAAAGAGUAGAAUUUUGGCCAAUAGGCUGAAUAGACAUUUCUUGGGAAUUUAAGUGGGACAGAAUUGAAGAUAGCAAGAUCCAGGCACAAGGUAAAGAAUCGCUCGCCUGAAGUUGCUCCUUAAUUCAACAAAGAAUCCAUCUUUUUACACGCGCAUAAGCUUGCUCUUAAAUCCAUGCCUUUUUAUUUACCCCAACCAUUCAAAUUCUUCAGCAAACUACUCUCUGAAGAUGGACAGUUCAAACAGGCAAGAUCUCAUUCAAAGUUGUGAGGGUAGCGAAGAUUAUUAUUAUCCUAGAGAUGAUUACCCUGAUGAGUCUCAUUACCUGUAUCUAAUCAAUGCAAUCCUAAGCGGCACUGCUAGGCUCAAUGUUCUCUUGCCAACUGCUACGAUCCUUGCUUUCACCAUUUUCGCUCCUCUGCUGACCAAUGAUGGCGAAUGUGGUCCUUUGAACCGCUGGCUGAUGGGUGUUUUCUGGGGUCUUCUGGCGGCCUCCUGUAUCUUUUUUACAUUCACAGAUAGCUUUCGAACAUCGACCGGUAGGUUGUCAUAUGGGAUGGCAACAUUCAGAGGGAUAUGGACCUUCAACGGAGGCAGGAAGAGACCGAGUGUGCCAUCAGAUUAUAGGCUGAGGAAAGUGAUCAACAUUGUUCCUCUCGCAAUUGGGUUCGUGAUCAGUGUUCUGUUCGUGUUGUUUCCUUCCAAGAGAAGAGGAAUUGGGUACCCCUUCUUGCUGCUAAGAGAUAGAUGCUGAACUUUUGUUUUCCUGGCAUACAAACGCAUAGAUAAUGCUUACACCUUUGAGUUAUUUCCUUUAGUUCAGUGAAUCCAACUGUGCCAUAUUUACAAGAUUGUUUAGAAACCCGGAUACUGAUUUCCUAAUAUGGAAUCUGAAUUUUACUCUUGUUUGCUAUAACCAUUGAGAACUAGAUGCAAAAUUGCCAGAA
This is a messenger RNA of Ricinus communis (castor bean), 949 nucleotides long. Its product is annotated as protein DMP3. NCBI's taxonomy places the organism in Eukaryota, Viridiplantae, Streptophyta, Magnoliopsida, Malpighiales, Euphorbiaceae. Bases 232 to 756 code for a protein of 174 amino acids. Gene Ontology annotation, biological process: endomembrane system organization. The transcript is spliced from 2 exons. The record is from RefSeq and is a predicted model, not a curated record.